Molecule: messenger RNA, 6113 nt
Organism: Mirounga angustirostris (Northern elephant seal)
Lineage: Eukaryota; Metazoa; Chordata; Mammalia; Carnivora; Phocidae
Gene: RAD52
Product: RAD52 homolog, DNA repair protein
Exons: 28
Coding region: 327-3266 (979 amino acids)
Biological process (GO): protein quality control for misfolded or incompletely synthesized proteins; mitochondrion organization; double-strand break repair via single-strand annealing
Cellular component (GO): nucleus; mitochondrial inner membrane
Molecular function (GO): ATP binding; ATP hydrolysis activity; metalloendopeptidase activity
Source: RefSeq, a predicted model, not a curated record
CAACUUUUAUCUUCUUUUAGGUUACAGUUCCUCUGAGUCACCUCAUCAAUGCCUUCCAUUCACCAAAAAACACAUCUAUUUCUGUCAGUGUGUCAGCUUCGCAAAACCACCAUCGAGAUGUAGUUCCUGACCAUGAGGCUGCUGGCAAUGAGCCUGUACUUAAUUUAAGAGACCUUGGAUUAUCUGAAUUAAAAAUUGGACAGAUUGAUCAACUGGUAGACAGUUUACUUCCUGGAUUUUGUAAAGGCAAGAACAUUUCUUCCCAUUGGCAUACAUCUCAUGUCUCUGCACAGUCCUUCUUUGAAAAUAAAUAUGGUUACUUAGAUAUGUUUCGUACUUUACGUUCCUCUUGCUUGUACAGACAACAUUCAAGAACUCUUAAAAGUAUUUGUUCAGAUCUUCAGUGCUGGCCAGUUUUCAUACAGUCUCGGGGUUUUAAAACUUUGAAAUCAAGAACUCGACGUUUACAGUCCACCUCUGAAAGAUUGACAGAGACACAGCAUAUAACACCAUCAUUUGUAAAGGGGUUCCUUUUGCGGGACAGAGGAUCAGAUGUUGAGAGUUUGGACAAACUCAUGAAAACCAAAAAUAUACCUGAAGCUCACCAAGAUGCAUUUAAAACUGGUUUUGCAGAGGGUUUUCUGAAAGCUCAAGCACUAAUGCAAAAAACCAAUGAUUCUCUGAGACGAACUCGUCUGAUUCUCUUCGUUCUGCUGCUAUUUGGCAUUUAUGGACUCUUAAAAAAAACAUUUUUAUCUGUCCGCUUCCGGACAACAACGGGGCUUGAUUCUGCAGUAGAUCCUGUCCAGAUGAAAAAUGUCACCUUUGAACAUGUUAAAGGAGUGGAGGAAGCUAAACAAGAAUUACAGGAGGUUGUUGAAUUCCUGAAAAAUCCACAAAAAUUUACCGUGCUUGGAGGUAAACUUCCAAAAGGAAUACUUUUAGUUGGACCACCAGGGACAGGGAAGACACUUCUUGCUCGAGCUGUGGCUGGAGAAGCUGAUGUUCCUUUUUAUUAUGCUUCUGGAUCAGAAUUUGAUGAAAUGUUUGUGGGUGUGGGAGCCAGCCGUAUCAGAAAUCUAUUUAGGGAAGCAAAAGCAAAUGCUCCCUGUGUUAUAUUUAUUGAUGAAUUAGAUUCUGUUGGUGGGAAGCGAAUUGAGUCUCCAAUGCACCCAUAUUCAAGGCAGACUAUAAAUCAACUUCUUGCUGAAAUGGAUGGUUUUAAACCCAAUGAAAGAGUUAUCAUAAUAGGAGCCACAAACUUCCCAGAGGCAUUAGAUAAUGCCUUAAUACGUCCUGGUCGUUUUGACAUGCAGGUUACAGUUCCAAGACCAGAUGUAAAAGGUCGAACAGAAAUUUUGAAAUGGUAUCUCAAUAAAAUAAAGUUUGAUCAGUCUGUUGAUCCAGAAAUUAUAGCUCGAGGUACUGUUGGCUUUUCUGGAGCAGAGUUGGAGAAUCUUGUGAACCAGGCUGCAUUAAAGGCAGCUGUGGAUGGAAAAGAAACAGUUACCAUGAAGGAACUAGAGUUUUCCAAAGAUAAAAUUCUAAUGGGGCCUGAACGUAGAAGUGUGGAAAUUGAUAACAAAAACAAAACCAUCACAGCAUAUCAUGAAUCUGGUCAUGCUAUUAUUGCAUAUUAUACUAAAGAUGCAAUGCCUAUCAACAAAGCUACAAUCAUGCCACGAGGGCCAACACUUGGACAUGUGUCCCUUUUGCCUGAGAAUGACAGAUGGAAUGAAACUAGAGCUCAGUUGCUUGCACAGAUGGACGUUAGUAUGGGAGGAAGAGUAGCUGAGGAGCUUAUAUUUGGAACUGACCAUAUCACAACAGGUGCUUCCAGUGAUUUUGAUAAUGCAACUAAAAUAGCAAAGCGGAUGGUUACCAAAUUUGGAAUGAGUGAAAAGCUUGGAGUUAUGACCUACAGUGAUACUGGGAAACUGAGUCCAGAAACUCAAUCUGCUAUUGAACAAGAAAUUAGAAUCCUUCUAAGGAGGUCACCCGGAAUCAACAUGUCUGGGGCUGAGGAAGCAGUUCUUGGAGGCCGUGGCAGCCAUCCUUCCUCUGCUGGUGGCAACUCUGUAUUAUGCUUUGGACAGUAUCAGUACACAGCAGAAGAGUACCAGGCCAUCCAGAAUGCUCUGAGGCAGAGGCUGGGCCCGGAAUACAUCAGUAGCCGCACGGCUGGAGGAGGCCAGAGGGUAUGUUACAUUGAAGGUCACAGGGUAAUUAAUCUGGCCAAUGAGAUGUUUGGUUACAAUGGCUGGGCACACUCUAUCACACAGCAGAAUGUGGAUUUUGUUGACCUUAACAAUGGCAAGUUCUACGUGGCAGUCUGUGCAUUUGUGAGAGUCCAGUUGAAGGAUGGCUCAUAUCAUGAAGAUGUGGGCUAUGGUGUCAGUGAGGGCCUCAAGUCAAAAGCCUUGUCUUUGGAGAAGGCCAGGAAGGAGGCCGUGACCGACGGGCUGAAGCGAGCGCUGAGAAGUUUCGGGAAUGCACUUGGAAAUUGUAUUCUGGACAAAGACUGUCUGAGGUCACUAAAUAAGCUUCCCCGCCAGUUGCCUCUUGAAGUGGAUCUAACGAGAGCAAAGAGACAAGAUUUUGAACCAUCUGUGGAACAAGCAAGAUACAGCAGCUGCCGGCAGAACGUGGCUCCGGGAUCCCUUGAACCACCGGAGGUGACCUCGCCUUGCAGACCUAGCCGCUCGGAUGAUCCGCCCACUGUGGUGCAGGAGGAGAAGGCCAGCAGCUGCCGCCUGCGGCCGUCUGCCGCCGCGAGCGACGCCACGUACGAGCGGAAGCUGCGCCAGAAACAGUUGCAGCGGCAGUUCCGGCAGCAGAAGGAGGAGCAGCGGCAGGUUCAGCGGUCCGCUCCGGCGCUGCGCCCGAGCCUCCGCGUGCGUGAGGAGGCUGGGAGCGGCGCAGCUCCUCGCAAGCACAGCACUCCCGUAACUGCCGUUUCCGAACCACUCACAGAGGACUUCCUUACAGACAGUCUCGGAAUGUGGGAUAUGGAUCCAGAUGCAAGCGACAGUGAUGUCAAGCCCUUGUCUAAACCAGAACUGCUCCAGACCUCUGCUACAUCAGUCCUGAAGAACCGGAUGGUGACCUGGGACAGGACCCCACAGAACCUCUGCCACCAGAAUCCACAAGCAAAAUCUGGACUCUCGCACCUCCAAACUCACAAUAGCAACCAAGAUGUAACAGGAAACUGUGGUAUCUAUGGGAAGAACCAGGACUUGAAGAAAAGGAAAUUGGAUCCAUCCUAAUGGAGGCUCAGGUCACAUCCUUGGACUUUGUCACAAAGGGACUUUCAAAAACUACUUUUAGGUCAUAAAACUGUUCAUCAUUCCCAGGGAAUGAGCUUUAUUUCCAAGGAUUUACCUUGCUUCGUUCUGAACUUUACCAGAGGAUUUGACUAUUGGAGCCUUGUGUAGGUAAAGCUGAGCAGUCAGAAAACAAGCGCUUUAAAAAAGCUUGUCAUACACUGCAGCGGGGAGGCUCUGAGAUUAAAUACCUUUUCUUUGGCUCUUAACGUUCUUCACUAUUUAUUCCUAAGCUACUAUGUUAGUAUGUAUAGAAAUUUUAGGAAUCCCCAGUGCCUACCUGCCUUCAAGCAAUAUUAUUACUAAGCACCAGCUUUUACAGCUGCCUAUGUGAAAUUAUUGUAAUAUCUGCCUUUCACCUUGGCGCUCGGUGUUUAAUGUUGUCCACACCAUAUUGUGUAUCCUUCCGAAAACAAAAGCUACAGUGUUUUUUAACUACCUUGCAUCAAUACAGGCUGCGAUCUUCAUCUAUGAUAAUCUCGCGUUUAUAGGUUUAUGGUGUCACAAUCCUGCAGUUUUUUACCUAAUCAAGGAAAUGAUCUAAGACCGAAGAAAAGGCAUUUUAAGAAAGUAAAAUAAAUUUUCCUUUGUAACAAAAAAUAAAAGUGGGUGUACUUCUCCAUUUCAGAUGUGAGAUAUAACCCAUCUUAACAUAAAUGGGUUUUUUUCAUAGUUUCAAAUGUUUCAUAAUCUGCCCCCCCACCCCCAUAAUGAGUUUGCAGGUUCUUUUUAAGAUGCAUCUUGGGCUGUGCCUUUUAUCUCAUCUUCAAGCUGUGGCUUUUAUUAAUUUUUAGAUCACAGAUCCAUUUGUGGGAAACUAUGAACCCAAGGCAAGGAACUCUUAAAGUACAGGAAGGCAGCCAGACAUUUCUAUUCCUAUGGAAGAUGAAGAGGCUCUAGCUUACCCUGAUUUCCCCUUUAUCUCACCUCUCAUUACAUGGAUUUGGUCAUAUGUUCAUCUUUUGGUUUUGAUAUCCUUACCAUUUUUUUUCCAGAAAAAAAAAAUCUCUCCCUUGUCUGAAGCAUAAUCUUAGUUUAGUUCAGAACUGCUGCUUUAAAAAAGUUCCCGGAAUCAGGAAUCCAGUUAUAAAUUGCACACAACUGAAAACUGAGCUAAUGAGAUCAUGAAAAAGGAAUUUGCUGGAAAUGAAACCCCACAGCUCAAAAGCAAGUUUGGUUUAUUUGAAUGGUUUCAUUAAAUAAGUCUACAAAGGUAACAAACUGAAGCACAAAGCGCAAUCUUACAAGAAGCGCAACACCCAGAGUUAGUGCAAAAUGUACAAUUAACGGCUGCUGAGAAACCCCCAAGGUUUGAAUUCCGUUUAUUUGCUUUUUUAAACAGUGUACAUUGUUAAAUAAUGUAAGGAAAACAUUUAUAAUUCAGAAAGAUUUUUGUAAUGUGGAAAAAGAUACUCAAAGUGUACUAUUAACACAAAAAUAAUUUAAACAGUUCAGUAGCACUAGUUCAUUCCUCUAGGCUUCAGUUACUUCAUCCACAGGAGGGGGAAAAAAAAAUCAACAGUAAAUAAAACCAGUUCUUACUUUUUGUGUGUAAGUGAUCUCAAAAUAAAACCAAAGUAACAAAAAAUUAUGUGCUGCAUUUGGUUCCCUCGUUCCUCUAGUAGAAAGUAUGGUUUCAUUCAUCUUAGGUGGUCUGUUUCUCAUUUACUUGGCACCUUCGUUGUUCUAUCCUUACUCUUACCAUCUCCCCAAGAAUCUUAAGCAGAGAAUAAAUAAGUAAACAACUUUGAAGCAGGGCUUGGAACCCCUGUCCUUUUCAUUUCUACUUUCCUAAACCUUCAGCUUUCACUUGCAUCUUUGGGACCUAGGCUAACUUACUAAAGAAAACAGGGCCCAUGAAGGAACAACAGGAUAGGACAGCCAACCAGGCUCCCCGUAUUGUGGUGAUUCCUGGGAUGUGCUGUUGAGGUGGGUAAGAGAUUGGAAAUGUGUCAAUUUCCCAACUCAAGAGUCAAGAGAAGAAGCACCCAAAAAAUUAGAGGAGUCCUAGCUUCUUUCCCCAUCUUCGGAGAUAACAGAGAUCCCAAACAUAGCCAAUUAGGAGAGUAUUUCCUGAAAGCUCUGAAAAUAAUAGAACUGCCCAUUACAACUAGGCAUAGCACUAUAUAAUACUGAUUGGUUGCAGUUAUUACUUAAGGGGAGUAUUUGUUUAUAUGAGAAUGUGAGAAUAUCAGUUGCAAUUCUAGAAAUAGAGGUGGCACAACAGAUUUAUGAUCCUGCAACCAUUUGGACAUCACAUAGGAAACGAGUAGGAAUAAGCCACUCUUUCUUACAAUGCUUAAUUCAGAUGUGGGUCCACUUUCCACAAAAUACAGUACCCUAAGCUGAGAAAUGCAUGAUACAUUUGCAACAAGAGGAAAGCAAUCCAAAGUUUUUCUUAGAGCAUCUUUCUCCAUCUGUAACUUUUCACUAUCAACAUUUCCCAACUUAAAAACUAGCCCCCACCCCCUUCCCUUUAUAUUUAGCCAUUUCCACUAGGUCUUGUCUGUCAAGCCUGGCUUAAGUAAGGCUCAUGGCACCCUGUGGGCCAGGCAGCACACAUCUUCCUGACAAGUCUGUUCUCCCGUUCUUAGUCUUUCUUUUUCUUUCAUUUAUCACACACCACCCUUAUGCUUUUAAAUUGCUCAGUUUUGUUACCACACCCCUCCUUACUGUUCUUGAAACAGAACUUUCUGCUUUCAACCACUGAUGUCAACUUAACUUCUCACCCUGCUCAUCUUACACCUGCUCUAGACAAAAUUGAAUGACUUAAAAAAAAAAAAAAAACAA